AUGGAGCUCGAGAACUUAUUGGCCAACACGAUGCUGCUGAGAGCGCGCCAAGGAGGGAUUAGCAAAAAAAGUGGUCGUAGUAGGAAAUGGAGGGAGAUGCUGAGACUGCCGCCCGUCAGCCAGUGCAGCGAGCUUCGCCAGUCCAUCGAGAAGGAUUACAGCAGCCUCUGUGACAAGCAGCCGAUCGGAAGACUUCUCUUCAGGCAGUUCUGUGACACGAAAGAAGAUCUGAAGAAGCGGAUUGAGUUCCUGGAUGCAGUGGCAGAAUAUGAAGUGGCCGCUGAUGAGGACCGAAGACGCUGUGGGCUCCUGGCCUUGGACACAUUCUUCAGGGGAAAGGGUUCACCAGCCCCUCUACCAGAAAUACCCGAAGACGUGGUAUUCAGGUGCAGGCAGAGGCUGUGGGAGGACCCAUCCAAAGACGUCUUCGAGGAGUGUGCCAGAAUUGUCCAUGACCAUUUAAGUGAAGAAGCAUUUGAAGAAUACCAAGAAAGUGCAUAUUUUUCUCGAUUUUUACAGUGGAAAUGGCUGGAAAGGCAACCAGUGACAAAGAGCACAUUUAGGCACUACAGAGUCCUGGGGAAAGGCGGGUUUGGAGAGGUUUGUGCCUGUCAAGUGCGAGCUACAGGAAAAAUGUACGCCUGUAAGAAGCUAGAGAAGAAAAGGAUAAAGAGGAGGAAGGGGGAGGCCAUGGCCCUAAACGAGAAGAGGAUCCUAGAGAAAGUGCACAGUAGGUUUGUAGUUAGUUUAUGUUACACAUACCAAACCAAAAAGUCCUUGUGCUUGGUGCUAACCAUUAUGAACGGAGGGGACCUGAAGUUUCACAUUUACAACCUGGGCGACCCCGGCUUCGAGGAGCAGAGAGCCAUCUUCUACGCGGCCGAGCUGUGCUGUGGCCUGGAGGAUUUGCAGCGGGAGCGCAUCGUAUACAGGGACUUAAAGCCCGAGAACAUUCUCCUCGAUGAUCACGGACACAUCCGGAUUUCAGAUCUUGGUUUGGCCUUGGAGGUCCCAGAAGGGGAGAAGAUCAAUGGAAGAGUUGGAACGCUGGGCUACAUGGCUCCAGAAGUUAUCAACUCUGAGAGCUACACAUUCAGUCCUGACUGGUGGGGGCUCGGCUGUCUGAUAUACGAGAUGAUUGAGGGACGUUCUCCGUUCAAAAAAUACAAAGAGAAGGUUAAGCGUGAGGAGGUGGAGCGGAGAGUGAAGCGAGAGGCGGAGCAGUACUCUGAGAAGUUCUCCGAGGACGCCAGGUCCAUCUGCAGCAUGUUACUCACCAAGGAUCCUAAGCGGCGCCUGGGCUGCAGGGGCGAAGGGGCGGCUGAAGUCAAGGGACACCCUGUGUUCAGGGACAUCAACUUCAGGCGACUGGAGGCCCACAUGUUAGACCCGCCUUUCCACCCUGAUCCGCAGGAGGUUUACUGCAAGGACAUCUUGGACAUUGAGCAGUUCUCUGCGGUGCGGGGCAUACACCUGGACAGCACCGACAGCGGCUUCUACAGCGAGUUCGUCACAGGCUGUGUCUCCAUCCCCUGGCAGAACGAGAUGAUCGAGUCUGAGUGUUUCAAGGACAUCAAUGAAAUGGAAAACGAGCCAGUUUUAGAGCCAGAUGAGAAGACGGACCAGCAAGUUCCCAGGCCUCAGAAGAGAGGCUUCUUCUACAGACUCUUCUCUAGAGGGGGCUGCUUCAGGGUGCGCUCCAGCGAGAAGAAGCUGGCGUCCUCCAGACGGUGA
This is a messenger RNA of Rangifer tarandus platyrhynchus (Svalbard reindeer), 1734 nucleotides long. The record is from the annotation of a GenBank genome assembly. NCBI's taxonomy places the organism in Eukaryota, Metazoa, Chordata, Mammalia, Artiodactyla, Cervidae.